GCGGCCGCUGAUUGGCUGCUGAAGGCUUGGUCCCAUCCCAGUGACCCCAAAGUGCUGGAGGGAGGGGGCGGGGGUGGCCCAGUGCAAAGUGCAUCCCGAAAGCCCCCUGCUUGGAGCCCCCACGGCUGGCACUUCGGACCCUGUAUGACCCGGGACCUGCUGCCCCGAGACUUCCCGUGUGCCCCCGUAGCUGGGAGCCUUCGGCCCGGAGCGCGGCAGCCCCCUGUUCCGAGCCCUCAGACCGGGACUGCCCCCCCCACCCGAGCCGGGACUUCCUCCCUGCACCCCUGCCCCGAGGCUGCCCGGCGGUCAGGAUCGUCGCCCCCAUUCUGCUCGGCCGUCUGGAUGCUCCGCGGGCUGCGGCCGUGAGGCACCGAGAAGGAUCAGGAACACCCGUGUCCGGCCCUGCCUGGGGUGUUUGUUCAAUGGAGAAGUUGGUGAGUGUGGAGAAGGCUGAAAGGAGGAAGAGAAGCAGCAGCUGAGCAGACAGGUUUGAGCUGGCUAGAGGAGACGAGAGAGCAGGAAGGGGUCAAGCCACCCGCCAGAGAAGCCCCAGUGAGCCUCUCACCAGCAUCCUCUGUAAAGGUUCAGAAAGCUCAUUCACCCCGCAAUCUGGACACACUCUGAGCUUCCCCCUCACAAUGCUGUAUGUGCACAAUGGUUGUUAGGCAAUCCACGUGUCAGGAGAAGGGACAUUCUUCUGUAAGGCUGUUCCCUGUGACCUAAUGAAUCCUUGGUAAACAGCGGACUCAGCUAGGAUGUUACACCACCAUUGCCGGAGGAACCCUGAACUCCAGGAAGAGCUGCAGAUCCAGGCCGCGGUGGCGGCCGGGGAUGUUCACACAGUCCGGAAGAUGUUAGAGCAAGGCUACUCUCCGAAUGGCCGGGAUGCUAAUGGCUGGACCCUGCUUCACUUCUCUGCAGCGAGAGGGAAGGAAAGAUGUGUUCGAGUAUUUCUAGAACAUGGAGCCGAUCCCACAGUUAAGGACUUGAUCGGAGGCUUCACUGCUCUUCACUACGCAGCUAUGCACGGCCGGGCUCGGAUCGCACGCCUGAUGUUAGAGUCUGAUUACAGGAGCGACAUUAUCAAUGCCAAAAGCAAUGAUGGCUGGACUCCCCUCCAUGUGGCUGCUCACUAUGGGAGGGAUUCUUUUGUCCGACUCCUCCUGGAGUUCAAGGCCGAGGUCGACCCGCUCAGUGAUAAGGGCACAACACCCCUUCAGCUCGCCAUCAUCCGAGAGCGGUCAAGCUGCGUGAAGAUACUCCUGGACCACAAUGCCAACAUCGACAUCCAGAACGGUUUCCUGCUGCGAUACGCUGUGAUCAAAAGCAAUCACUCGUAUUGCCGGAUGUUCCUUCAGAGAGGAGCAGACACAAACUUGGGUCGCUUAGAAGAUGGACAGACUCCUUUACAUUUGUCUGCCCUUAGGGAUGAUGUGCUUUGUGCACGGAUGUUAUAUAAUUAUGGAGCGGACACAAACACAAGGAACUAUGAAGGACAGACCCCGUUGGCUGUUUCACUAAGUAUUUCUGGAAGUAGUCGACCGUGUUUGGAUUUCUUACAAGAAGUCACAAGACAACCCAGAAACUUACAGGACCUGUGCCGAAUUAAAAUUCGACAAUGUAUAGGCCUUCAAAACCUAAAGCUACUUGAUGAACUACCAAUUGCCAAGGUCAUGAAAGACUACUUAAAACACAAAUUUGAUGAUAUCUGAUGUACACAGAACUGUGAGCAAGAUUAGGAGUUAUAUUCCAGAUACUUAAAAGGCUUUUUGCCUUGCACAAAGUAUAUCCUAUGCAAUUUCUGAUUUGCUGUGAAGUCAGAAAGCAGGUAUACACUUUUAGGUUUUUUUUUUUGUUUGUUUGGUUGGUUGGUUUUCAUGGUAGGGGAGGGAUUUUUUUUUAAUAUAUAUAUAUAAACACACACACACACACACAUACACACACCAUAUGCUUGAAGGUCUUAAUUUGGUUUCUUGGUCCAAGUUUAAGAGGUCCAAGCUCUUUAUACAAUGUUGCAUUGACAAAACUUGUUUUCCCAAAACGACACAUGCAGGGCUGAUGUGGAGAAUUUACCCUUUCUGAAUUUAUGGUUUUAUGGGUGCGUGCAACAGUAUGGACCAGCAGAGCACUUGUCAAGAUUUGGAGGCACAGUUCCACCCAGGGGGGUCCUGGGUUCUACUGGAAAAUGCCCGAAGAAAUUUUUAAAGUAACGGAUGCUGUCACCUUGUUCCUUUUUAAUGAGUACAAAUCGGUGGUUUCAAACUGUUCCUUUCCUAAUUAAUGUAGCUUUCAGAGAACAUAACCCAGUACCUCUGCUUUCCUGUUGGUGUGCUCUUGUUUUUUAACUUAUUUUUUUAACAACUGUAGUACACUACCCAGAGACAUUGGGUCUCAACUUCUGUCUCUAGUUGAAUCGUGCUUUAAAAAAAAAAAUUAAUGGAAAAAGAAGAUAACUUUAUAAAGCCAGUGUGUUCUGUUUUUAAAACAGUGCCUCCGUGCAAUACUCUUUCUGGUGUAUUUUAUCCAUUAUUUCUCUUGAUGUUUCUCAUUCCACGGCCAGCUCUGACAUGCCCACAAGGGCAGGAACCGCUACUUUUAAUUUUAAUUGCAGAACCAUGGUGUGUCCGUUGCAGUUUCCAUUGUAAGCUUUGUCGUUCACUUUAAGCAGAAAAUUUCAUAUCCUGGGGGUAGAGUCUUCCCUAAAAAUAGCCCACAAUAUUGUCAAACCAUUUGGCUUCACCGGUUCAGUAAUUUGGGGUGGUUUCAUGGUGUUUCCUUUUUUGUUUGUUUGUUUGUUUUUUUACUUCUUCCUAGUUUAAAAAAAAAAAAAAGAUUUCUAAAGGGAACAGUUUUGAAUGGGUGUGCAGUUCUAAGUCUGGUUAAUUCCUGUUAAGCUAAUUAAGCAAUUCCUAUUCAUUUUAAGGGUAUGCGCAGUGAAACUCUUCUGGAUGGUCGUUUUAUUUUCUGGGUUGAUGGGGCAUGUUAGCAGUGUAAACACAGUUACGAUAAAGUGUAACCACGGGAAGGGUUCCAGAAGCAAUAGGGAUCUAUGAUGAUGCCCUUGGAGAUGUGCUCUGUGCUCAAUCUGUCAUAUUGGUUUCAGAAGAACCUUUUCAAAUACCCCAGUAUUGUUCUUAGUGCUUUGGGAAAUUUCAAAAUAUUUACACACUAGUAAUAAAUUUGUUAUCAGAAGUUUACAAGAUGAAGGGCUUCUCUCUCGUCUGAAUUUCUAGUUUUAUAAAUCAUUCAGUAUAAAACGUUUUCACCUGGAAGGUAUGCGCAGCAUUAAGCGUCUACUCUGGCCAGCAGCGCCAUUUUCUCAAGCACAAAGUCCGUUCUCGUGGACGCGGAGUAGCUUCGGUGUUGGGAGUAUCUGAUCUGCCGUAGCAUUGCACAGGUUUCUGAAGAACAAGAAUGGGCAGCUUCAGAAACUGAUUUGGGGGAUCGCUGAUGGUGGGAGGGUACACAGACUCUUUUGCGGGGAGCUAGUGAGAGCCUGGCCAGUUUUACAACCAUUCCAGAACAAACUGGAACCUGAUGCAUAGAAAUGGGCGGUCUCUGUCUCCAGAAAGUUAUCUUCCAAGAGCGAGUCCCUUGUGGAACUGAACUGUGUUCUCAUUCUUUCAGCCAGUGCCCAGGUCAGAACUGACACAUUCUUGCAGCAUCAGGGACAUGGCAUGGCCAGAGAUGAGCUGAGUGUUACUUCCCCCUCAAAUCUCAGGCCCAGGGAGACGAGGGCGGGGAGGGCGCCAGGGACCCUGAACUCUGAGCAGUGAUAUUAACGUUCCCUUCACACAGGGCUUCUUUCCUCAAAUGUGUGUGCUCAUUCAUUCAGGUAGGUUAAAAUGAUUUUCUUUUUCCAGCCAUCCAGAGGUUUCCAAACUAAGUUAGCCACUGAAUUUGAGUCAGGGAAUUCCAAGGAAAAAGAGGAGAUUAAGGUAAAUUCUUUGUUCUGUAUUGCUGCUGCGACUUUGGGAAAAAAUUAAGAGAGCUCCUCCUGGAAUUGAAAUUUCUAUUUGAUGAAAAAGUGGAUAAUUCCGUUAUUAUUGUUUGGAGCUUAAAGAGAAUGUUUUGGUUUUGUUAGUAAAAUCCCAAUCACAUAUCCUAUUCAACCAUAACUAAAACUUCAGUCUCGAAGGUGGUAACCGGUAGAAUAUAAGGACGAACGUGCAGGUCUGCAUUUGAACUCAGCCGGCAGGAAGGGAUGCAUUCUGUGGUCCCAUCAUGAGUAGAGAGAGCAAGUCUUUUCAGAAGAUCAACUGAUGGAUUUUUCCCGAAUCUUCACCACAGUGUUCCAAAUAUUAUCAGAUUUGUCACGGAGUCUUCUAUGUUCCUUUUGAAAUUUAUUGUUUAAGCCUAUUCCUAAACCUUUAUAAAAAUAUAUUUGGCAAGUACACCAAAGAAACCAGCUCAUAAAAGAUUAUGAUCAUUAAUGAACUGCCAACCUCAUCUUUUAAAAACGGAAGAUUUUUUUGUGUGUGUGUAAAUAUUUGUGUUUAUAAAUGUACAGCAGAGUUAAGAGUGUUUUUUAGAUUAUUUAAUUCCCAUAUUUCUAAACUAUUUACUACAGAAUAAUCCACACUUGUUAGUUUGGAGGACUUGACUGUUUUGUUUUUUUAAUUCAUUAUCAGUCAUGCUUGGAACAGCAUUUCCGCUAGAGAAUUCGGUGUUCUGGCAGGAGAAAGAGUCCACAUCUGGAGGCUGAGGAGUCUAGAGUGAUUUGUCAGACGCACACCCUAAGAGACAAGAAUGUAUAGUUUCAUUAGCAGAGCGGACCAUAUGCAAACGGAGAUUCUAACUUUCCUGCAGAAUUGCUCAGUAGCCCAGAAUGUGAUUGGGAUGAGGCCCUUUGCCCACAAAUUUAGCUUUCAUGUAACUCCUAGUGUUAUAAUGUAUUUUGUUCUUCCUUUGUAAUGUAAGUUUUGCUUUGGGUCAAUUUGAAUUAAAAAAAAAACUUAAAUCUGGUUUAAAACCUA
Molecule: messenger RNA, 4979 nt
Organism: Suricata suricatta (meerkat)
Lineage: Eukaryota; Metazoa; Chordata; Mammalia; Carnivora; Herpestidae
Gene: ASB7
Product: ankyrin repeat and SOCS box containing 7
Exons: 6
Coding region: 759-1715 (318 amino acids)
Biological process (GO): intracellular signal transduction
Molecular function (GO): protein binding
Source: RefSeq, a predicted model, not a curated record